Paramisgurnus dabryanus is the source of this 1065-nucleotide messenger RNA. It is a transcript of the gene rpl5a, whose product is annotated as ribosomal protein L5a. NCBI's taxonomy places the organism in Eukaryota, Metazoa, Chordata, Actinopteri, Cypriniformes, Cobitidae. Gene Ontology annotation, molecular function: 5S rRNA binding; structural constituent of ribosome. The record is from RefSeq and is a predicted model, not a curated record. Gene Ontology annotation, biological process: translation; ribosomal large subunit assembly. Gene Ontology annotation, cellular component: cytosolic large ribosomal subunit; ribosome.
CUUCCGGUCGAAAGCGCAGCAUGAACUUCCUUUUCUCAGUGCAGCGGGAGCAGUAUCGGAGUCUGAAGACUUCAGUCUCCCAUCCUAAAGGAGAACAAACGAUUAAAAAUGGGCUUCGUUAAGGUGGUCAAGAACAAGUCGUACUUCAAGAGGUAUCAGGUCAAGUUCAGGAGGAGGCGAGAGGGAAAAACUGACUACUUUGCCCGUAAGCGUCUUGUCAUCCAAGACAAGAACAAGUACAACACACCGAAGUACAGGAUGAUCGUUAGAUUCUCCAAUAGGGAUAUUGUUUGCCAGAUCGCAUAUGCCAAAAUUGAAGGCGACGCGAUCGUCUGCGCUUCUUACUCUCACGAGUUGCCAAAGUAUGGCAUUACUGUUGGGCUGACAAAUUACGCCGCUGCCUAUUGCACCGGUUUACUGUUGGCACGCAGGCUGCUGAAUAAGUUUGGUCUGGAUAAGGUGUAUGAAGGCCAGCUUGAAGUGACUGGAGAUGAGUUCAAUGUGGAAAGCAUUGAUGGCCAGCCAGGGGCAUUUACCUGCUACCUGGACGCUGGCCUCGCUAGAACCACCACAGGGAAUAAGGUGUUUGGUGCUCUUAAAGGAGCAGUGGAUGGAGGACUGUCCAUCCCUCACAGCACUAAACGGUUUCCGGGCUACGAUUCUGAAAGCAAGGAGUUCAACGCUGAGAUGCACAGGAAGCACAUCUUGGGCCUGAACAUAUCGGAGUACAUGAGCUAUCUGAUGGAGGAGGAUGAGGAGCAGUACAAGAAGCAGUUCUCUCGUUUUAUCAAGAACGGUGUGACAUCAGACUCUGUUGAGGAGAUGUACAAAAAGGCUCAUUCUGCCAUCCGUGAGAACCCGGUUCAUGAGAAGAAGCCCAAGAAAGAGGUCAAGAAGAAGAGGUGGAACCGUGCCAAGCUGACUCUGGCUCAGAGGAAGGACCGUGUGGCCCAGAAAAAGGCCAGCUUCCUUCGGGCCCAGGAGGCUGCUGAUGAUGACUAAAGAGAGAACUGUCAACUGCUCCAAAGAAAGUGCACCUUUUCCAAAUAAAUUAUUUGGAAAGAA